Messenger RNA from Cercopithifilaria johnstoni, 1767 nucleotides. The record is from the annotation of a GenBank genome assembly. Lineage: Eukaryota; Metazoa; Nematoda; Chromadorea; Rhabditida; Onchocercidae.
AUGUAUAUUAUGUUUAUUAUUCUAUUUUUCACAAUUCUGGAUAUACGAGUAUCUGGAGAUGAGAAUGUGUCAACAUUGUUAUUGACAAAUACGAAUGUCCACAAUCCUGGUAUCCAUAUGAGAUUAAUGUCCUCUGGUCUUGCAUAUCUACGUGAAAUAGGCAUGAAAAUUGUGAAUGAUGAAAUAUUGCGAAUUCAGUUACCAACCAUUACAGAAGUUAUUGAAGCUGGUCAGGUUUCAAUAUAUGAUGCAUAUGUUUCGAAAUACUGGUCACCAUCGGAGUAUAGCCUGGAAUUGUCACCGCCAGACAUGUUUACAUGGUCAAUGGCUAAAAUGCAUAUUAGAGCAGGAGGAGAAUUCGAAGCAAUAUUCACUGGGCCAUUUCUUAUUCCAGCUGUACCAAUUCGUGGACAUUUCGAAACUUUAUUUGGUCAUGUAAGCUUAACAAUGGCUGUUAGAUUAGCUAGAACGCGAGCUGGUGCUCCAAUGGUACAAUCUACUUAUUGCCGUGCUGAUGUUGGCUACGUUGAUUUAAAUGUUCGGAACACCGGUGUUAUCACAGAUUUCUUCAUCAAUACUUUCAAAGCUUUCAUAAUUGCUCACUUCAAACCGAUUGUGGAGGAUCGUAUAUGUCAAAUGAUAAAAAAUAUGAUUAAUAAAGAUAUGAAUUACAUAUUAGCAACAAUGCCUCUUCAGAUACCUCUCAAUGAAAAUUCGAUGGAUAUAUUUGGAAUAUCUUUUAAUUUACCAGCAAGAAAACCGCUUAGCAUGUUUGACAAAAGUGGUGCUAAAAAUAUUACUUUAUUAAAUAUUGUUAAUCAUUUACGACAGCAAAAUCUUAUCCUGGAUUAUCGACUCAUUCACGACCCACUUAUCGCAUAUGGAACUAUUGAGAUGCUAUCACGAGGCGAAAUUUCUUGGAAUGGUUAUGGAGGAACUCCUUUCCAUCCUCCGAAUAUCUACAUUCCACCACCGAAUGGUGUUCACAUGGCAGAAUUUAUCGCAACAGAUUAUAUGAUCAAUUCAUUAUUGUUUCAUGCAUAUAAACAAAAUUAUAUGGAUUUUAUUAUUGGUCCUGAAUCAAGCCCACAACUUAAAACUCUUUUGCUGACCAGUUGUGAAAGUGAUUAUUGCAUUGGUGAAUAUCUUGGUGAAUUGUCCAAUCAAUUUCCGGAUCGUGAAGUUGAGAUUCAUUUUUCAACUCGAAAGUCACCAUUGCUCGUUUUUGUGGAAAAACGCGCACGAUUUCGACUGUACGGCAGUAUUAAUAUGUUUGUUAGACCGCGGAAUUCGACGCAAUUCAAAAUAAUGAUCAUACGAGCUAAUACAAAGAUGACAUCGAACAUUAAUUUGUGGUUAAAUCAAACAACGAUCAUUGGAAAUGUUUCAAUUGAAAAUUUAGAUUUCAAAUUGCUUGAAUCUCGUAUUCGAGAUGUUAAUCAAGCAACAUUUGGUAAUCUCGGCUUUUUCGGUGCCGAAUUCUUAGAGCAAUUGCUUACUGAUGUCCUAAAAGUGGGUAUCAUAAUACCAACCAUGAAAGGAGUCGUCUUAAAAAAUCCAAAGUUAUCAUUCCAUGAUCGCUAUCUGAAAGUACAAACAUAUUUUCGAUUGGAUGAGGAAUUCGCUAGUAAGCUUGUUCAAGGUGCUGUAAGGCAAACAUUCAAAAGUAUUAGCAAUAAUGGCGAAUGUUAUGAGAUUGAACAGAACAUGGCUAGCAUAUCGCCUAACAACUCGCUUGUAAGACUUGUGGAUGAUGGCCCAAACUAA